This is a messenger RNA of Purpureocillium lilacinum, 765 nucleotides long. RefSeq lists its product as uncharacterized. Gene Ontology annotation, molecular function: structural constituent of ribosome; small ribosomal subunit rRNA binding. Gene Ontology annotation, biological process: mitochondrial translation. The record is from RefSeq and is a predicted model, not a curated record. Lineage: Eukaryota; Fungi; Ascomycota; Sordariomycetes; Hypocreales; Ophiocordycipitaceae. Gene Ontology annotation, cellular component: ribosome; mitochondrial small ribosomal subunit.
AUGCCGCCGCGGAUACCAGCUGCCCGCGCCCUCAGCGCGCCCUCGCCGUCAGGCCUCCUCUGCCGCGCCUUCUCCUCCACGCCGUGCCGCGCCGCGCCCCCCCGCGAAGCGCACCCGGCGCAGCCUCACCACACCCAGCCACGCUCGUCACCCUCCGCGCCCUCCUCCUCCUCCUCCUCGUCGCCGUCCUCCACGAGCAGCCUCCUCUCCAUCAACAGCGCCGACCGCUACAAGCGCGCCGGCGGCCACCAGCAGCAGCAACAGCAGCAGCACCAACACCAGCACCAGCACGCCUCGCAGCGCGGCGACGCCGCCAGCCGCCUCCUCAGCCGGUACAAGAACCGCGCCGAGACGGCCCUGCGCGCCAAGCAGGCCCAGCUCGAGCUCCUGCGCAACCAGAAGAACUCCAACGACUACCUCAAGCAGAUGCCCCGCCGCUGGGACGCCGGCGACGUCUACUCCCCGCACGACCUGAGCCCCGUCGAGAUGCAGAAGUGGCGCAAGCGCUCCCAGCGCGGCGGCGACGUCGUCGACGCGCUCGGCAUCCGCCCGCUCGACAUGUACAAGAACUUUUCGCUCGUGCAAGAGUUCACGUCGUCGUCGGGCCAAAUCACUCACUCGGCCGGCACGGGCCUGCGGCCCGCCAACCAGCGCAAGAUUGCAAAGAUGAUCCGCCGCGUCCAGGGCAUGGGCAUCUACCCGACCAUUCACGACCACCCCGAGAUGAUUAGAGACGACUUCUUCCCGGAGAGGAGGGAUCGGUGA